AUGAACCAAGAACAAUUUAGAGGAAUUAAAAGUAAUCCAAAAGCUGGAAAGAGUCAAAAGGGUCAAUCACUCUUUACUCGUCAAAAACCUAGUGUUACAUUCUUGGAGGAAAUUGCAGAACCUUAUAUUCCAAAACUUUACAGUACCAAUAAUCCAUCAUCAGGAAUUAAAGAAACCUUCUCAAGACUGUGGUUUCAAUUUUUGAAGGUUUUAAGUCACAACAGAUCUCUUUUCCGUAUUUUCAGAAGAUUGGGAAGUCAAUUUGGAGUUAAAGGCAAUGCUAAUUUUCAAAAGGAAGUUUUUGAACAUUUUCUAGAGUAUAAAAAAGGAAUUGCAAAUAACGACCUCAAGAAAUUGAACAAAGUUUGUACAUCAAGAGUCUUAACUCAACUAAAGAGAGAUAGUAGACAUAAUUCAGAAAAAUAUCAAAUUGAAUUAACUACAAAUUCUAAACCAAAGGUUGUUCACUCUUUCAUUUUGGAUGUUAAUCAAAACAAAGAAAUAGCACAAGUAACUGUUAAAAUGGAUUUGAAUGAGAAAUUAUUCAGCAAACAGGAUAUAGCUGGUGGAAAACAACAAUUGAACCUUGAGUCUGAUGAAAACAAAGUAUAUUAUGUAGUAUUUGAGAAACCAUUAGAUGAUUUCAGCAAACAAUGGAUGAUUGCUGGUUUUGUUGAUCCUGCCAAAAAGUAUAUCGAACCAACAACAAAAGAAAUCAUGUAUGGCGGAAGUGCACAAAAAUUAACAAAUGCAAAUGAAAUAUAA
Naegleria gruberi is the source of this 765-nucleotide messenger RNA. RefSeq lists its product as uncharacterized. The coding region runs from base 1 to 765 and encodes 254 amino acids. NCBI's taxonomy places the organism in Eukaryota, Heterolobosea, Eutetramitea, Acrasida, Naegleriidae. Gene Ontology annotation, cellular component: mitochondrion; mitochondrial inner membrane. Gene Ontology annotation, biological process: protein insertion into mitochondrial inner membrane from matrix. The transcript has a single exon. The record is from RefSeq and is a predicted model, not a curated record.